Molecule: messenger RNA, 1047 nt
Organism: Arvicanthis niloticus (Nile rat)
Lineage: Eukaryota; Metazoa; Chordata; Mammalia; Rodentia; Muridae
Source: RefSeq, a predicted model, not a curated record
AUGCCUGCUGUACCAUUGACAAAACUCCCCUCAUCCGACGGUGUGCAAGAUGCAAAACUGGAAUUUUCCGGGUUUCCUAGCCCUCAACUUGCGCACUUGUGUGUUCGCCGCAGCGCCACGGGGCCCACCUCCUGGUCAGGCGGAGUGACCCUGUCGCCCGGGGGAAGUGCACUGCCGAGUCUCUCCAGCCCCGACGGCACUGCUCGGAGGGGAAACCUCAUCAGACCCCGCCUGCAGAGACCCGCUACCUCUAUUCCUUCAUGCCCCUUCCCCGCCGCGCCACCCCACCCCCGCCCCCGCUACUGUAGCAGGCCGGCCUCUGGGGCAACGCGCGCACGCAGCUGGCGUGGGACAACCCUCCCUCUACCCGGUUCCCACACCGGCUCCCGUUCCGUGGCGCCGGAACUUGGAGAGGCUUGCUUCGGCGUCCUAGAGACCCUGGCCCGGGCCCCUAGCCCGUGGACCCCGCCUCCCUGGGCGGGCCCCGGGCGGCUCCCGCGGCCCGCAGGGGGCGCGAGGCCCGGAGCGGCCCCUGGCUCGUGGCCCCCCACGCCCCGCCCCUUUCCCGCCCCUUUCCCGCUUUCCUCCACCCCCGGCGUGGGUGAUCCCGAGGCUCCGCGCGCUUUGGGGCAGAAACCCGGAGACGCCGUCGUCUAUGUCGUUACCGCUGGCGUUUCUAUUGCUCUCGGCCCCCUCAGCUGUCCCCCAGUUCGUGGCCCUAAGUCGGCUCUCCUGCUGAGCCCCGUGGGGUGCCGCGACGUUCCCCGGUAUUGGCAAGGCUGGGCCCCGGCCCCGACGCCGCGCGCAUCACGCCUAGCCGAACUGUUUGGACUCGCCACUCUUCUUUCCCGCUGUCUUCUUUCCCAGGACUGCUUCUUAGGGGGCCUCCGGCUUGCACACUCGCCCCGCGCCGGAGCGCUCCGGCCCGGCCAGGGAGCGGCCCCUUGUAGAGGUCCGAGGAGCCUAUCGCGGUCCAUCCCGGCGCCCGACCCUCCCACCGUUCGGCCACUGGCCCGCUUCUUCCUGAUGCAGACUGCCGUCCACUAG